CAGUGGUCCUCAACGACAACACAAGUUUGGUUCCGUUGGUCUUCCAAGAUGUCCUCGAUGUUCCGGUUGAUUCUUGUGUCUUGCAUAGCUGCAUCAUCGUUGCCGAAAGUUAUGGGCUACGACUUGCAGGAAGCGGAUUUUGACAAAGAGAAUAAAAAAAUGAGAGAAGAUUUCGGAAUUAGGAAAAGACAAGAUAAUCCUGCGAACAGUAUACCGACAUGCAAAAAUGUAACAGAGAAAGUAUCAGGAAUAUAUAAUAUCAGUGGCAGUAACCGUUGGUACGACUCAUUCCAAGCUUACUGCGAGCAAGAGGCGCAUAACGGAGGAUGGAUGAUCAUUCAACACCGCAAGGAUGGAAGGCUGAACUUCAAUCGAGACUGGAACGAUUACGAAAACGGAUUCGGCCAAGUCGACGGGGAGAUGUGGUUGGGUCUAAAACUAAUUCGGCAGUUUACGCAGCAAUACCAUUGCGAGCUGCUAGUAGAGAUGAAGGACUUCAAGGGUAAUUACAAAUACGCAAAGUACGAUUCGUUUGCCAUUGGAUUCGACAAGCAGGCUUAUAAGCUAAGCACACUAGGAAAACACAGUGGAACAGCUGCUGAUUCGCUAAGGGGACACGUUGGAAUAAAGUUUUCCACAAAAGAUCAGGACAACGAUGAAACAAUCCUUAACCACUGUGCAGAAGACUGGGAAGGAGGUUGGUGGUUCAACAACUGUUUUCAAGCGUUCCUGAAUGGACUGUACACAAGAAACACCAACGAUGAAAACGGAAUAUUGUGGGAUGGUUUCUCGAACAAUAGGACUGGAUUGAGCCAUACAAGAAUGAUGAUUCGCCCCUAUUGAUCUUCAAUAUCAGUGACAAGCACAGA
Anopheles aquasalis is the source of this 869-nucleotide messenger RNA. RefSeq names its product fibrinogen-like protein 1. The record is from RefSeq and is a predicted model, not a curated record. Lineage: Eukaryota; Metazoa; Arthropoda; Insecta; Diptera; Culicidae.